Molecule: messenger RNA, 1391 nt
Organism: Cercospora beticola
Lineage: Eukaryota; Fungi; Ascomycota; Dothideomycetes; Mycosphaerellales; Mycosphaerellaceae
Source: RefSeq, a predicted model, not a curated record
GACCGACUCAGCCCGCCAUCUCCUUCGCAUCUAACUUGUUGUGCCGCCGACCUUUCGCCUCAUUGCUGCUCUUCCCAUCGCCGAACGAGCCCACUCACUGUCUUCUGCUGUGCGCCGUCUGGACCAUUGGCCGUGCAACUCGAGACGCAGCUGGUGCCGGUUUCAGAAGCCUGUCUCACUUGGACUGCUCCCAGCAAAGGCACAAAGCCACGAACACCGUUUCCACGAACAACGUUUCUCCGCCCGGAUUGCGCCAGCAAGUCGAUUGCAAUUGCCGCCAUUCUCUUGCCGCGAAAGAACAGUAUCGCGCCAUUCCUUCCUGGUGCUUAGGUAGCUCCAGUCGUGCCGACAAACGUGUCAGCCACGUGUAUCUGCGUGGUCAUCAACUCCCGGAACGAGUGAAAAACAAAACCCAGCCAUGACAACCGCCGGCUCCGAUCCUCGCUUUUCAACCUACUCCAGCGCUCCCUCCCUACAGCCUUCCAUUGCUGCCACUCAGUCCAGCGAGCACCGCGCUUCCUCACACAACUCCUACCGAUACUCCUCGCGCUACAGCGAGCAGGCCUCCCUCAUGCCUCACACCAUCCAUGAGAAGGGCGCUCAUCGCCUCUCCUACGUCAAGCCCUCCGCCCAGAGCGAUAACGACUCCUCCCUGACACUGGCAUCCAACGAUCCUCGAACCGCCGAUAUCAAGAACUUCGCCGAGCACCUCGACCGCAUGAGCGACGCGCGUCUCGCCGAUAAGCAGCGUUAUCGUCUCAGCAACGACAAGUCGGAAGAUAUGGGCAAGAUCGCGCUCGGCGCCAGGCUAGACCGCGCGCUGUCGAGGAGAAUGGUCGGACAAGACGCGGUCCUGCGACCAAAGAAGGCCGUCGCACGACCUGUUCCCAUCGAUGAGAAGCGCGCACUCGAAGUAGAGGCCAACUAGAUCGACAAGUGCGCCUUCGUCUCUCUGGUUCGGUCUGCAUAGCGCGAUGACCGAGUCGAGACGCGACGGCACAUCAACACGACACGACUGAUUGAGACAUGAACCGCCCAAGCAUCAACAACUAUAGACGAGCAAUCGUUCGAGCGAAAGCGACGUCACCAACGACGAACAACAACAGACACUUCAGUCGAUCUUCUCUUGCGGCUUUACAGAACCUUUGCCGGGACAGCUUGAGUAGCGAAAGGAAAUGGGAACCGGCGUUGCACUGUUGCUUAGUAGGGAGGACUUUGAAGAAUUUCACGCGUUACGAAAAGGAACGGGGCGACGGGAAUGUGUUUUUUUUUUUAUGCUAUCAUAUCGCGGAUGCAUGGUUAUUGCGACUUUUGAUGGGAAAGAGAGGAUCCUUCUUGGGCUUUGAUUCCUGGGCUUCUUGUUCCUGCUUGCUUGCUUUCUGGCAUCUGGC